AGCAACCGAAGAAGAAGUUUUGCGAGCGUAAAUAUGGUUGCGACAGUGAUCAAGCCAAGUCCGGGUCAGAAGAGAAGCUCCUGGGUUUUAUAUCCAAUGUUUCAUUUUAUAAACAUCCGUGAAUUAACAUUUUUGUUUUUUGCCGCUUGUGUUCUGACGAGCCAGUCGCUGGCAAACGACCAGGAAUUUAUGGAGGACUUUCUGAAGCGGGAAUAUUCCCUGUCAAAGCCUUACCGCGGUUUGGGCUUCUCUAGUUCCUCACAGUGGGAUCUGAUGGGCACUGCCAUGGUUACACCUGACCAUGUGAGACUGACCCCAGACCUGCAGAGCAGGCAGGGGGCAGUUUGGAGUCGAAUUCCUUUGGUCUUGAGGGAUUGGGAGCUCAAGGUGCACUUUAAAAUCCACGGCCUGGGAAAGAAGAAUUUGAACGGGGACGGACUGGCCGUCUGGUUAACCAGAGAUCGCAUGCAGAAUGGUCCUGUGUUCGGCAACAUGAACCAGUUCAUUGGACUUGGAGUAUUUGUGGACACUUAUCCCAAUGCUGACAAGAGGCAUGAUAGGGCUUUCCCCUAUAUAUCAGUGAUGCUGGGGAAUGGGACUUUGUCAUAUGACCAUGAUCAGGACGGGCGGCUCACUGAACUUGGGGGUUGCACGGCUAUGGUGCGCAACGCAAUCUACAACACGUUCCUCCUCCUCAGAUACUCCAAAUACAGACUCACGGUCUCUUCUGUACAAGCCUUCCACAGCUGGAUUAAAGUGGCCCACAAGAUGUUGAAUUUUUUUCAUCAUGGUAAACUCAUGGUGGACGUAGAUGGGAAGCAGGAAUGGAAACACUGUGCUGACAUCACAGGACUACGGCUACCUACUGGUUACUUCUUUGGUGCCUCCUCUGCCACUGGAGACCUAUCAGACAACCAUGACAUCAUCUCCAUGAAGCUGUACCAGCUGACAGUAGAAAGGAGUCUGGAGGAGGAGAAGGAGGUAGAGGAGGAGGAGGAAGUCACUGUACCACGAGUCGUCGACAUGGAACAGUUCCAAGUGGUUGUCCAGGAGGAAGGGAUGAGCGGAGUCCAGUUCUUCUUCACCCUCCUCUUCUCCAUCCUGGGCCUGGGGGUGCUGGCAGUGGUAGGACUGAUGGUUUACGGACGCUGGACGGAAAAGAGACGAAAGCGCUUCUAUUGAUAUAUAGGUUUUCAGUAUCUGAAUCAACAUACAUUACAAUAAUGCCCCUGACUGCCGUAGUUAAACUGAAACCACACAAUCAAAUUAACCGUGUCAACAACCUCACAGGUCUGAAGCCCUGAGACAACACAAAAGAACACAAAACAGCUGAAAUGAACAGGUGAAGAGAUCGUGAAUAGGUGAGCCAGCUGUGGAAUAUUAUUUUUUUUUAAUUAUUUGUUAUGGAGGAUGGAUGAGAAAGCUGCUAUAGAAUAUUUUUUUUGUGUUAAAAAACGUUCAUCUCAUCUUAAAGCACAGUGGGUGUGCAGCAUCCAAUCGCACUAACUUACACACUGUAGAAAUUUUAGAGAAUCAAUAACAAAAUCAGAUGCUGUAUAUAGUUUACUGACACCAUGUCACAGUUUUCUGUGGUACCAAAGUGUAGUUACCUCUUACUGCCACUUGGUGCUGCCAGUGUGCAGCUUUAAUCUGACUAGCUGCUGUGAAGAGCAGUGCCAGUGGAUCACUGCAGACUUGUGGCUGCACUGAAGAAGUCGAGUCUUGUCGAGUUCCUCCAUGCUAUCGAGAGCACCUUUAUAAAAGGCCAGGCGAUGCACGUUCAUAAGCUCAUGUAACAAGUGGAUUUAUGUUAUCUUACCAAUGAUACAUCACACUCUGUGUACAGUACAUGCAGUUACCAGUGCUGUUUGAAGUGCCGAGCUAGAUCCAAUAAAGAUGAGGUCUUACUUAAUGUUCCAGCCCUUUCUGUAUGCUUGACUUCCUCUUUUAUUGCCUCUCAGAUAAUUGGUCUUAAAUGACUUUCUCAGUUGUGAUAAAAAAAAAAAGUGUUAUUUUGUCUAAGAAAUACUUGUCAUUGACAUUCAUUUGUUAUUCAUCACAUUGCUUUGACAUUUGAAUCUGGUAUGCACUGUGAAUUUAAAAGCCAUAUGCAGGAUCAUGAUUAUGAAUACUGUUAACUGUUUAGAUGUGUAAUCUGCGGUAUAUCUGUUCAAAUGAUGCAAUAUACGUACAAGCUGGUGCCUUAUAGCCGGUGUCAAGUGGAUGCAGCUCUGUCACACUGUGCUUCCUUUACCACUGCUUUAGAGUCAGUGGGCUGUCUCUCCAGCUGGUGGGUCAGUCAGUCAGUGAGCUUGCAUGCUGUUAAGUGAGCAGGUUACAGUGAAGUGAUAUCUUAACUGUCGUGUAAAUUACCAUCUUUUUGUCUGUAAUCAGAGAGGAGCAUUAGGUAAACCUGGUUUCCUAGGUUUCCAGCGAAUGCCGAUUUUCUCAGUCAUGUGAGCUGAUUUUCUCAGUCAUGUGAGCUGAUUUUCAUUUGCAUGACAAAGGCUGCGGACAGGCAACAUAAAAAUGGAGCAGCCAUGUAAGAGGACAAAUCAAUACCGAGCAAAAUGUUCACCUAUUUAUGAAUCCACCCAAAGUCCAACUGAACUGAAACUAAUACAUAGUCUCUCUAGACGUCUAAAUAAGUCAAUUCCACUAAUGAACGUUUUACUUUUUGUAUAAUAGAAACACUUCAGUUAAUGUGGAGAAUGUCUGGUCUGUCUGCUUGUUCCAAUGCCAAGAUGCACAUUAAAAAAAUGAAAUCCAUCAUUACUGCAUUACCAUCUCUAAGCCAAAAUGAAAUGCAUCACUUUUAUGAUGCGUGUCACUUUGUAAGUUUGUCUUUACGUAGAUACAGUAAAACAGUUUUUUUCUAAAGCACAAUAAGGAAUGCUACAGUUUUCUCCUCUCCCUGGUUAUAUAUAUUGUAGAUAGGACAGGGUGCGACCAAUAGUCAUUACAACAAAAUGCAGCCAAAAUAUCAUAAAUAUGUGUCAUAAAUAAGCUGCAAACGUCUUUUCAACAUGUCUGAUUCAAUAUGCUGCACGUGUGGACACGUGAGGUGGGGUGGCCACAGCCACUGGGCACAAGGGAUUGUUUUUCCAAACAGUUCUUUUUCACAGCAGCCAUUUGGACUUGUAGCAGGAAAAACACAGGUGUUACUGAUGACAGUGGGACAGUGGGACAGUGAGGCAGUGUGCACAGUCCCCGGGCCCUGAAAUUGAAGCAGCUUAAGGGAAUUCAGCCGUCAUUCAUUUAAUUAUUUAACACCUUAGAUUUCCUACCGUCACAUCAGUUUCGCCCAUGAAAAUGGGCCUGUGUGAACUCAGAGCCUGUCGUCACCUCAGGCCUCCAGACUCAGUUGGAGAUGACGUGUGGUCUACUGAGUUCUACUAAGAUCCUUUCUUUUUAUUUCCACAAGCCCAGAUUUUUCUUUUUCCCUGGUGAGCUGUAGACUUUAAGGCUGACACUGACUCAAACAACAUCACCUGAGGAAAUUUUUGAGACUCCACUCAGCCAUAUAGUCUGUCAUGUUGCACAAUGAACUGAAUGACUUUGUUGACAUUUUUAUAGUGAGUAUAUUGUGAGUCUUGGUUGAGUCAUGAGCUGAAAUGUAUCAACGCUUCUCCGUCAGUGCUUUUUGUGACAUUUUGCAUUCAUCUAAAUAAAAUGAUCAUGUUCACAGGAGAAAAAUAAAAUCCAGAAGAGGAAAGUGCAAAAGUACUGUCAGGUUGAAUCUGUGUGUUUAUCUUCGGAGUUAACACAAUACAACAAUCAGGGUAAAACUGAGCACCAGCACUCAGGGAGUUCAUUAGUUUAUUUGUUACCUACUGACAUGAAAAGACAAAGUGACACACAGAUAGGGAGCUCUACAGCAGCAUAGCACAGUAUAGCACUGCGCUGCGUGAGCUUUUAAGUAAAGCAACUAACAUUCAUCUCUUUGUUACAAUGAAAUGUCUUUAAAAGUGUUAACACACAGGGAGAUUUUCAUGUCGUUUGGUUGUGUUAAAAGGAGAAAGGAGGUGGUCCAAAGCUCUGGCUGAAUCCAACAGGUUAAAACACACACACAAACACACACACACAAAAAGGUCUCAUAGGUCUGGCUGAAUGUUGAAUAAUGCAGACAAUCCUGGGAAAGAAACAAAGGCACUCAAUCUUCAGGUGAAAGGAUGACAUGAUUAAUUUAUUCUUCGAUUAAAAUGAUGAAUUUAUUAUCCAGGGACCCUGAUGAAGACUUAGAGUGGAUACGUGCUGGUCUGUUAGUCAGCCUGUGUGCUCAGAGAAUAAAUUAAGUGCCUUAAUCUGUUUCCCCCAUUGACUGUAUGCUUUAUUCAACACUCUGGGGUCUUAUUAGUAGUGUGUAUGUGCAUACGUCAUUUUGGUUCCUGUAGCAGUUCAUGCCGAGUACAACUCUUAUCAACUGCUUCUUGAGGUUUUGUAGACAGGGUCUGAUGUUUACUGUUAUUUCUCUUUUCCUCUAAUUGUCUGUGUAGGUUUUUUCUAACUCUACAGAAUGUCAAGCUGGUUGUCCUAAUAUAUGAAUUCCUGAGCCACCAUUGGGGCAAACAGCCCUGGAGUUAAUUAUUUAAAUAAUGAUGUUCUGCAAAUUCAAAACCUUUUGUCUGAAAUGAAUAAAAACAUGUAAGUUGA
This is a messenger RNA of Scophthalmus maximus (turbot), 4653 nucleotides long. It is a transcript of the gene lman2lb, whose product is annotated as lectin, mannose-binding 2-like b. The coding region runs from base 34 to 1182 and encodes 382 amino acids. The record is from RefSeq and is a predicted model, not a curated record. Gene Ontology annotation, molecular function: D-mannose binding. Gene Ontology annotation, cellular component: endoplasmic reticulum membrane; endoplasmic reticulum-Golgi intermediate compartment; Golgi membrane. Gene Ontology annotation, biological process: endoplasmic reticulum to Golgi vesicle-mediated transport; Golgi organization; endoplasmic reticulum organization. Lineage: Eukaryota; Metazoa; Chordata; Actinopteri; Pleuronectiformes; Scophthalmidae. The transcript has 9 exons.